GUAACAAAGUGUUUUGGCUUGUUAGACUUUCCGUAGCCCGAUUUGGAUUUCCGCAUCAUAUUUGGCGCGCGUUUCCGGACUUCCGGUUGGCUCAUUUGAACCCCCCUCAACAAAGCGCGUGUCACAUUCCCGUUUGAAGUCAUGGCUCACAACUUUCAAACUUCAACACUUUGUUUGACUCUGCCGAUAUCCUGUCAGAUAUGCCUCGGAAAGGUCAGACAGCCGGUCAUCUGUGGCAACCAUCACGUCUUCUGUUCGUCCUGCAUGGAGAUGUGGUUAAAAAAAGCAAGCCAGUGCCCCUCGUGCAGAGUCCCCAUUACGACCGAGAACCCUUGCAGAGAAAUUAUCGGAGGUACAAAUGAAAGUGAGCACACCGAGAGCCCCUCUGUGAGAAAAUGUCUCAGGAAAACUCGGGGGGAGCUGCUCCUGCGAGAGUAUGAGGAAGAAAUUGAAGGUCUCGUCAGAGAGAAUGAAGAGCUGAAAACCAAAAAUCAAAGUCUGGAAUUGCAGCUGAGGACCGCUUUGGAUCCCUGCACGAUUAACCCUGCGCAAGCAGACGACAAAGGAGUGGACCCGAGCUUCAUGGAGGAAUUGGCAAAGAGGCUGCAAACAGCCCAAAAUGUUUGCGAUGAGGUCAAAGAGGACAUGAACAAACUGAAGGAGGCGAAUAAAGCACUGCGAUCUCAAAAUGUUGACCUGGUACAAGAAAACAUGAGACUGAAAGCUGAGGUGGUCAGUCGAUCGCCACAGAAGUUUGGUCGUUACACUGUUGCUGCCUUGGAAGCGAAAAUCCAGCAGUACCAGAGAGACGUUGAGCACCUGAAGAGGGCUCUGGAGCGCAGCGACCAGUACAUCGAUGACUUGGAGAAUCGGGUCAGGAUGUCAGAAAAGAGAUGCGCCGAGUUGCAGGAGGCGUGCAAAAAGAGCACGCCGGGGUUUGAAUCCCUCAGCCAGCAGCAGAGGAUCCACAUGAUGAUGAGGAGCUUGAGCGAUCACGAGAGGGGCUCCAUCUGCAGCAAUCCCGAGGCAGACCCGCUUACGCUUUCCAAGGCUCGCAGUUUGAUGUUCUUUGCGUGCGCGGAUCACAAGGACUCUCCCCCGAAUCCCCGUGGACUUCCCAAAAAGGGCGAGGACUUGGACGGCACGUCCUCGGACUUGUUGCCCUCCACCCCUUCGUCCGCCUUCCGCUCGCUGACGCUGAGGAGCCCCGGCGUGCGCGACAAGAAAGUUGCCUUCAAGCCCGUCACUCAUCUCAGGAGGAUCGAUUUUGACGAUGUUCCCGGUACAGCCGAGACGGCCGCGGACCACCAGUUCGGUUUCACUUUGUCUCGGACCGCCGACGACUCAAAGCCGCCGAAGCCUGUUUUUUGGGGGUCUUGGAAGUUCUCCAAAUCCAAUGAGCAAUCGUCUCCCGGUCCAAGUAAACAAGUCUUGCCCACCGAUUCCUCGGCCGACGGUUUUGUGGCCGACGAGCCCGACAGUUUCCAAAAGUCCAGCGAGGCCUCCAUGGACGCCGCUUACCUCAACAAAAUCUCCGAGUUGGACUCCAUGAUGCUGGAUGUGGACAGCUCCAGUAGCCGAGGUUCUCAGCUCUCCCCGGCGUCCUCCCUUCCCGCCGAUCUCGACCACACUCUGGUCCCCGAUCCGCCGGCGUGCUCUGGCGUCGUCGCGCAACGCGGCACGGCGAAUAACAACGAGGCUUCGGGAGGCCGCCGUGCCGGAGAAGGAUGUCCUCCGUCGCUGGCGUCGGAUGUAGACGAGAGCGGCGUGGAUCACGGAGGGACGUCCCAGGCCGAAGAGCUCUCUUUUGAUUUGCUCUUCGAUGCCGUGGAAGAGACUCGGGCCGGUCCCCGCGGCCCCGUCAGCCCGGCGGGCCCGCGCCGGGAUCGCCACGCCUCCUCCUCCCCCGGCGGCAAACCUACGAACGCAUCGAGAGAGCGACACGCACUCAACGCUGGCCAGCCGACCAAGCGAAAGUCCCACAGCCCCUUUAACACGAGCAGUCCAACGAAACUUUCAAAGCUCAUGUGAAGUUUUCAAACACUUCCCUGCGUCCUCUGCAUUGGAACAUGUUGUGGUCGCAUGUUGCUCACAAGAUUUUGCCCAUCAAAAGUUGCGCCUUGGCCGUCUGUGAAAAACAGGAAGGUCUGAUUGCUUUUUUUUUUGUGAUAGCCCCAGUAUAGGAAGGCGGUGAAUAGAGUCUGGUCUUCUAGUGUUGAAAUUAUCAGACAAAUAACUGCUGUUUUACUUAGCACUGCCUGUCUACUGUUGUCAUACUGUUUCCUCUCUGACCUUUUUGUCCUAGAAGCUGUUAGAUAUGCAAGAUUACUGGGAAGAGAAAGUAUACAAUGUAACAUUGCCCCCCUACCCCCUCAAAAAAGGCGUUUUCAGAACACCUCAGCUAGGUGGAAAUGCUACAUUGCGUUCAGUAAAUUUAGCGACUGACAUGACAAAUUCUGUGACGCUUCCUCUUUAUUAGGCGCACUUCCAAAAUCCCUCUUGUAACUUAUUUAUUUUCUGUCAUUUAAAGCAGAAAAGCGCCAACUCUCUACGGCUGAGAGCUUGAUGUAUAAAAUCAUCACACACACUCACACACACACAAACAUAGUAAUUCAGUUGUUCCAGAAAGCACUUUAUUAUGCAAAUUUAACGAUAUCACGUGUAUUUCACACAGUGCUAAUCACUCGCAUGAAAUUUUAAUUGGACAACCGUUGUGGUUUGAAUAAAUGAAGAGUUAAUUCA
Hippocampus comes (tiger tail seahorse) is the source of this 2742-nucleotide messenger RNA. It is a transcript of the gene obi1, whose product is annotated as ORC ubiquitin ligase 1. The coding region runs from base 142 to 2031 and encodes 629 amino acids. The record is from RefSeq and is a predicted model, not a curated record. The transcript is spliced from 6 exons. Lineage: Eukaryota; Metazoa; Chordata; Actinopteri; Syngnathiformes; Syngnathidae. Gene Ontology annotation, molecular function: ubiquitin-protein transferase activity. Gene Ontology annotation, biological process: protein monoubiquitination; regulation of DNA replication.